AUGCACGACUGUGAUCAUGCGGAUGCAGUCGCCCAGAUUGCUGAAAUUGAGAAGCUGGAAGGCUUGUCGUCCAAAAGUCACAUGCAGCAAACUGCUGCAUCGUCAGCCAAUCUACUGCAACAAUAUGCAGCUGUCCCUUGCUGGCUGGACAUCUUCUUUGUCCCGAAGCAUUGUCUUUUGCGAUCUGCCAUCGACGUUCAGGACCCAAACGACAGCUGCGGCCUCGAUCUGUUACCGUCUGCCCCUGAUUCCCCAUCACCAGAUUCACUGUUCCGCCUCACCCGUGUCUCUCUCCUCUUCAUCACCUCGAUCGCUCUCCCGUCCAUUCACUUGACGAGCUCGAUCGGAAGCCUUCGAAUUCGUGGGCGCAGACUCAUACUCAACAUUGACCUCGGAUCACGAUACGGACGCAUCUCCCACCUUCACCCCGACUUCGACCAGCUCCUGUCCGCCACUUCCACGCUCUGCGCCGUCGGUCCCAAUCGCCGUAAUCAUUCCGGCUUCUUUCUGGCAAAGUGCCGACCUUUCUCAGCUCCAUGA
Pseudozyma hubeiensis SY62 is the source of this 540-nucleotide messenger RNA. RefSeq lists its product as hypothetical. NCBI's taxonomy places the organism in Eukaryota, Fungi, Basidiomycota, Ustilaginomycetes, Ustilaginales, Ustilaginaceae. The record is from RefSeq and is a predicted model, not a curated record. The coding region runs from base 1 to 540 and encodes 179 amino acids. The transcript has a single exon.